This is a messenger RNA of Platichthys flesus (European flounder), 1399 nucleotides long. RefSeq lists its product as uncharacterized. The record is from RefSeq and is a predicted model, not a curated record. Lineage: Eukaryota; Metazoa; Chordata; Actinopteri; Pleuronectiformes; Pleuronectidae. The transcript is spliced from 7 exons. The coding region runs from base 442 to 1050 and encodes 202 amino acids.
AAUAUGUUUUCAUGCAGAAGAUGUAAAGAGUAGAGAGAGAGAGAGAAGUAUGAGAAUAUUAGCCAGAGGGAGUAAAAAAAGAAACAAAGACAAAAGAAAAAGAAAAUUAAAUGGACUGUUUUAGAGACAUGGUGGAACCAGAAGGGAACUGAUGCAGAUACUGAACAAGAACAUGCUGAUUAGAAGAAGUCGUUACCUUUCAGCGAUUAAAAGGAGCGAUAUGAAAAGUAGAGAGAGAGAUUGAUCAGCGUUAUUCUUCUGAAUUGUAUAAAAGGAGACGUCCUCCUCUGCUUCAACAGGAUCCCAUCGUCUCACACACGAAGGCUUCCACCAUCUCAGUGAAGAAGGACUUUUUACUCCGUCCCUCAUCUCUUCCUCAUCUCUUCCUCAUCUCUUCCUCAUCUCUUCCUCGAUACAUCAGUGUCCUGCUCUGCUGCAAACAUGAGGAACCUGAUCUCUGUGGCUGUGAUCCUUCAUGUGGCGUUCACAGCAGCAGGCCUACAACUCGACGGAAAAGAAGUGGAGUUUGGAGACAUGAUUGCUUAUAAACCUGAGUUUGGAUGGGAUACUGUUGAUUAUCAGCAUUAUGCUACUUUUGUGGGGGACGGAUAUCCUGGAGGAAACACAUUUGAACGCACAGACGACGAGCCAUACUGCUUUUUCUUGCCAAUCGAUAUGUCUAGAAGUCCUCAUGUUUUCAAUUUCCUCGACGGAUAUGUGGAUAAAAAGGGAAAGGUGUACACCAAAGGCAAUGAAACUGAAAUGAAGGCCCGCAUCAAAGAGACAAGUGGCAACUGUGGAUUGUAUGAUGCUGUCUGCAACAAUUGUGAACACCUUGCUACCUAUGUGCGUUACGGAGAGAAGAUAUCAAUACAGUUCAACAUAACUGGUGGACGGCUCCUCUGCAAACUACGCCCAGAGUGUGAACACAUGUGGAAUUACGUGGAGAAAACGAAUGAGUCACAAUAUAACGCCGCCUCCUCAGUCAACCCAGUCGGAUUGACUUCUUUAUGUCUUAUUGCUCUUUUCUUAUGUGAUAUGAGUUUUUGAACAAAAAAACUGAGCAAGUACUCUGGGUCUAGUACUGCUUCUGUUGAUAAGGUAUGGAUAUGAGAAGUACCUUUGUUGCUUCAAUUAAAUGAGCAGGAUAUUUCAGCACUGAGUGUCCACCAGAAUCAUUACAGUUAUACAUCAAAGAUACAUAUACAACGUGGUAAAUAUUAAAUAAAUACUUGAUAUGGUCUGAUUUAAAGUAAAUUAUAGCAUAAAUUACUGUGUGCAUUAGUGCGUGGAUAUCAUGUAACAGGUGGUGUCGUCCAAUUGGUCCAGGUGGAAGGUGAAGGUGGGCGUGGACUCGAUCAGGCUCUGCCUGAUCAAGGGCCUGAUCGAGGGCCUUGUC